GGAAUGAGUGUGCAGAGCAGCAGGUUACAGCUCAACGUCAGAUAAGUGCUGGAAGAACAGCUGAUCCAGAGACAAGAACCAAGACCGCUUGCCAGCCAUAAACAUGUGUGAGCCAUACUCCAAGGAGAAGACCAUUGAGCUUAGGAAAAAACACAUUGGGCCAUCAUGCAAGGUGUUUUUUGCUAAAGACCCAAUAAAGAUUGUGCGGGCAAAGGGACAGUAUAUGUUUGAUGAAAAAGGACAGCGUUACUUGGACUGUAUCAACAAUGUUGCUCAUGUUGGACAUAGCCAUCCCGAUGUGACAAAGGCUGCUCUGAAACAGAUGGAGUUACUAAACACAAACUCCAGAUUUCUACAUGACAAUCUCGUUCAGUAUGCAGAACGUUUAACUGCCACCCUCCCAGAAAAGCUUUCCGUGUGCUACUUUGUGAACUCUGGGUCAGAGGCUAAUGACCUUGCACUGAGGUUGGCUCGACAAUUCAGCGGUCAUCAGGAUGUGAUCACCCUUGAAAAUGCAUACCAUGGACACGUCACCUCUCUGAUUGACAUAAGUCCGUACAAAUUUCUUCAGCUGGGAAGUGAUGCCAAAAAGGAAUAUGUGCAUGUGGCUCCUUCCCCUGACACAUAUAGAGGCAUAUACAGGGAAGAUCACCCAGACCCAGCAACAGCAUAUGCAGAAGAAGUAAAUAAGAUCAUUACAGAAGCUCACCAAAACAAUCGCCAGAUUGCUGCGUUUAUUGCUGAAUCGAUGCAAAGUUGUGGAGGUCAAAUUAUCCCACCACCAGGCUACUUCCAGAAAGUGGCAGAAUUUGUGCACAAAGCAGGCGGUGUAUUCAUAGCAGAUGAAGUCCAGGUUGGAUUUGGACGAAUUGGAACACAUUUCUGGAGUUUCCAACUGCAAGGAGAUGACUUUGUACCAGAUAUUGUCACUAUGGGAAAACCAAUUGGAAAUGGGCACCCAAUGUCAUGUGUUGUAACCACUAAAGAGAUUGCAGAAGCAUUUGGAGCCACUGGACUGGAAUAUUUUAACACGUUUGGUGGAAACCCAGUGUCGUGUGCUAUUGGUUUGGCCGUGCUGGACAUUAUCGAGAAGGAAGACCUAAGAGGAAAUGCCAUCAAAGUGGGAAACUAUCUAGUGGAACUUCUGAAUAAAUUAAAGGAAAAGCACCAAAUGAUUGGAGAUGUCAGAGGUGUUGGCCUGUUUGUUGGAGUGGAUCUGGUUAAAGACAGGCAUCUCAGGACUCCUGCAGUAGCAGAAGCCCAGCACAUCAUAUACAAGCUAAAAGAAAAACGAAUCCUUCUUAGUGCGGAUGGCCCUCAUAGAAACAUUCUUAAAUUCAAACCCCCUAUGUGCUUUACGAUGGAAGACGCUAAAAUGGUGGUUGAGGCAAUUGAUGAGUUUCUCACAGUCUUGGAAGAAGCUACUACAAGCAGAUCAGAAGUUACCAUCAAUGGACAUAAUGGACUGAAACGUAAAGAAGCUAACGAUUACUGCAGUGAUGGCAUUAUGGAGGAAACCAUUAAUAAUAUGCGCGGAAAUGCCUGCAGGCAGGAGAGUGGAUUCACCCCGGAGAAGCGCUCAGUCACAUACAAAAGAAUCAGAACCUGAAGAAGAGGACCGCUUGCGAACAAGAAACAUGAUGUGGAUGAUUUUAGUAAUUUCUCUUAUAUAGUCUAUGUAUGCUUGUGAUUUCAAUAUAUUAUAUUGGAAUGUCAACUAGAUUUCCAUGUUUUAAUGGCUUAGAUGUAUAACACGCUGACCUUUUUUUAUAAGCUGUCAUUAGCUUGCUAACUGACUUGUUCCUGGACAUAUGACAUCUUUAUAGCCCUGCAUUUUAAGCUACAAGAUGUUGCAGAAUUUAGCAAAUGUUCUUUUAAGAAAAUGGACCGUGUGAUUUAAGCAAACUGAUACCUAAUGCCAGUAAAUGCUCAAAAUAUAUCUUAUGGCUGCAAUAUAUUACUGUGUAUGGCUGAUAAUAAUGUUGUUGAAUCGCACUAUAUACGUCACAUCCCCAGUUACUAGCAUAAACAAAAAACAGCCCUGAAAGGCCAUACUUGGUUGUGUGUGUGUUAUAUUCUUGUAUAUGAAAAUUAUAAUGCCAAUUUUAUAGAUAUUUUAAUAAAUACUCUUUUGGUGAA
Messenger RNA from Spea bombifrons (plains spadefoot toad), 2139 nucleotides. It is a transcript of the gene ETNPPL, whose product is annotated as ethanolamine-phosphate phospho-lyase. Gene Ontology annotation, cellular component: mitochondrion. NCBI's taxonomy places the organism in Eukaryota, Metazoa, Chordata, Amphibia, Anura, Pelobatidae. The record is from RefSeq and is a predicted model, not a curated record. The transcript is spliced from 14 exons. The coding region runs from base 104 to 1609 and encodes 501 amino acids. Gene Ontology annotation, molecular function: ethanolamine-phosphate phospho-lyase activity; transaminase activity; pyridoxal phosphate binding.